AUGGAGCUCCAAGACACUCGUGAGAUCGAUGAGCGCGAGGAGGAACAACCACAACCCACCCUCCCACCAACAGACACAGGCCACCAAGCCUACCUCCUCCUCGCCGGCUGCUUCAUCAUCAACGUACUCAUCUGGGGCUUCGCCUUUUCCUUCGGCGUCCUGCAAGAAUACUACACUAGCCAUGAGCCGUUCGCCUCUCAACGCGCCGGCAUUGCGACCAUCGGCACCGUCGCGACAGGACUCAUGUACCUGCUUAUGCCGAUCUACUUCUCCGCCUUGCAGAGAUGGCCGCGUCUGAAGCGGAUUAGUACUUGGGCGAGCCUGCCGAUUGUCGCUGGAUCUUUGGUGGGAGCGUCGUUCGCGCAGACGGUUGGGCAGCUGAUCGCGACUCAGGGCGUGCUGUUCGCCAUCGGUGGGAAUCUUCUGUUUGCGCCGACCGUGACGUAUCUUGAUGAGUGGUUUUUAAGGCGGAAGGGGUUGGCUAUUGGGAUUAUGUGGGCUGGCGAUGGAGCUGGUGGUGUCGUAAUGCCUUUAGUAUUGCAGGAACUGCUCGCCCGAUACGGCUUCAGGACAACGCUACGAGCAGUGGCAGUGGCCAUGGUGGUGUUGAUGGCUCCUCUGCUGGCUUUUGUCAAACCGCGGCUGCCCAUACCAGCAGCAUCGGCCCAGCGUCGGAUCGAUGUGUCGUUCCUCCGCUCUCCACUGUUCUGGGUACUGCAAACGUUCAACGUCGUUCAAGGCACCGGCUACUUCCUGCCAUCGAACUAUCUGCCCACCUAUGCGCAGUCGCUCGGCCUCAGCAGUCGCUUGGGCUCACUGACAUUGGUACUGGUCAACCUCGCAGCGAUGCUUGGUUGUAUCUUAGUCGGCGCUCUUGUAGACCGGAUGGAAAUCACCAAAGUCCUGGUGGGAAUCAGCAUCGCUGCCACAACCUCGAUCUUACUAGUCUGGGGUUUCUCGAAUUCCUUCGCAGUCCUCUCCAUCUUCGCCUUGCUAUAUGGUGCAAGUGCAGGCGCCUACUCUACGGCCUGGACUGGCAUGAUUAAGGAUAUCAGGAGAGGGAGUAUGACCGCCGAUGCAAACGUGAUCUUUGGCUUCCUGGCAGCUGGACGUGGGCUAGGCGCGACCGUCUCUGGUCCACUCAGCGAAGCGCUGAUCGCAGGUGGCACCGCAUUGCAUGAUGAUGAUCGAUUCGCCUACGGGAGUGAGUACGGCACGCUGAUAAUAUUCUCUGGCUGUACGGCUUUGGUGGGGGGUUUCAGCUGGGUUGUACGAAGGCUUGGGUUGAUUUGA
Messenger RNA from Saxophila tyrrhenica, 1293 nucleotides. RefSeq lists its product as uncharacterized. Gene Ontology annotation, biological process: transmembrane transport. NCBI's taxonomy places the organism in Eukaryota, Fungi, Ascomycota, Dothideomycetes, Mycosphaerellales, Extremaceae. Bases 1 to 1293 code for a protein of 430 amino acids. Gene Ontology annotation, cellular component: membrane. The record is from RefSeq and is a predicted model, not a curated record. The transcript is spliced from 2 exons. Gene Ontology annotation, molecular function: transmembrane transporter activity.